GGAUUCCCCGAGUGGAAAGAAACCAUGGAUUCUUGGGGAAACAAAAUGCUAGAUACAAUUAUAACGGUAGCUGAAAUGGCAGCUUUUGGAUUUGGACUGCCAAGGGAUGGUUUCACAUCUCAAAUGCACUUGGGCCCACAUAUCUUAGCGUCAACUGGGAGUGACCUCAAUAAAUAUAAUCAAGAAGGAACCGUUAUUGAAGCAUAUCACCAUGACCUUAACUUGCUAACUAUUCAUGGUAGCAAUAGGUUUCCGGGAUUGAACAUCUGGUUAAGAAAUGCAGCAAGAGUUGAAGUGAAAGUUCCUGUAGGAUGUUUUCUUAUUCAGGCAGGAAAGCAGUUUGAGUGGUUGACUGGAGGGGACUGCCUAACGUGCAAGCAUGAGGUUGUUGUCACAAAAAAUACAAUCAAUGCGAUCAAUAAAGCGAAAGAGCUAGAUCGUAGCUUAUGGAGAAUCUCUGCAACGUUGUAUGCACACUUAGCAUCAGAUGCAAUUAUGAAGCCAUUGGAUGCAUUCUUAAUGACAAUAAGGGCACACAACUACCUACCUGUAACUGCAGGAGACUAUGUUGAAGAGUAUGCUGAAACCAAUCCCAAUCCCAGUCCCAAUCCCAAUUGAAAUAAAUAACUUUAUUGGGAUCACAAAUGUAAAUAAAAUGUUCAUACAUUCUUAGGGUCACAGAUUUUCUUAGCUAUAUUGGGGUAAACACCAUUGGAGCAAUAUGAACUUCCAAUUGAACCCCAAUUUUUGUGGAAUACAUAUCCAAUUUGUUCAUGUUUUAGCAUUUUAAUUCUAACAUGUACGUGUCUUUUUCCUUGCCAAGUACUACAAAUAAAUAAUAUAA
Molecule: messenger RNA, 844 nt
Organism: Cicer arietinum (chickpea)
Lineage: Eukaryota; Viridiplantae; Streptophyta; Magnoliopsida; Fabales; Fabaceae
Source: RefSeq, a predicted model, not a curated record